AUGCAGCGCGUCUUGCGGCUCGCCGGGCACCUGGCCCACGCGGACGCGCCCAGCGCGGGCGCGGCGCCGCAGACCAGCGGCGAGCGAGGAGGGGAAGUGAGAAGCAGAAGGCCUUCUCAAAGGCCGGCUGCUGCCUCGGCCGCCGCCACCGCCGCCGAAGAGCGGGGCCAGGUGGUGGUGACGCUGAUCGCGGCAGGCAACAGUGGCCACGUGUGCGCCGCCCUCUUCGAGGAGAACACGAGGGGCCGCGUGCGGACCCAGCUGCUCACGAGCAAGCCUGAGAUCUGGAAGAACUCGACGCCGCGCGUGCGCUUCCCCAGCGGUGAAGUACAGGAAGGCAAGCUGUACAAGGUGUCGGACGACCCAGCGGAGCUCAUCCCGCAGUCGGACAUCGUGAUCUGGACUGGCCCGGUGAACCACACCAAGGAAACGUUCGUAAAGAUCAAGCCUUACUUCGACACUCGAAAGACGGUCGUGGGGAUGAUCUUCGCACAGGGCCUGGUGCACGUGCUCGCGAAGAACAUUUUCGGGUCAGAUGUUCGCUUCUUCGCGCUCAGGAACAUUCCAUGGCUCUGCAGGGCACCCACCAAGGGAGAGGAGGCCGCUAUCGUAGGUGGCAAGGCCUCCAUCGACGUGACGACAAUAAACUUGGAUCAGGAUUUUAUCAAGAAAGAGGUGGAGCCUCUGUUCGUCAUGCAGAAGACGGGGAAGUGGGAGCCAGUGAUCGAGUUCCUUCCCGACUUUUGCCCCGUCGUGUUCAAUCCAGCGAACCAGAUCAUCCACCCUGCGUGCUACUGGGGAUUGUUCCGCAACUGGCAUGGAACGCCCAUUGAGGAUACCAACGAGUGGCUCUACCGCGGCAUGGACGAGGUCGCGGGGCAUGUUCUAGAGGUGCUCGACGAGGAGCUCCAGCAGCUCAAGAACGCCUACUUCGAGGCGACUGGCGCCACGGGCUGCACGCACGUCAUCCCGCUGCGCGACCGACUGCUGAAGCAGUACGGGGACCAGAUCGCAGACAAGACCUCGAUGGCCAGGAUGAUAGCAACCAACAAGGCCUACUCAAUGGCGAAGACCCCCGUCAUUCGCACUGAGCUCGGCGUCUCGCCUGACCCGAACCACCGCGUGGUCACGGACGACAUUGGCUGGGGGCUCUGCCCGCUGGUGUCCAUCGCGGAGCGGCUGGAGGUGGACGGCUUCAAGACGCCCACCUCAACGAUGCGGAUGCUAAUCGAGUGGCACGAGAAGAUGAUGAGCAAGGAGUUCCUCGUGAACGGCCGGCUGGGGGGCCGAGAUUGCGCUGAGCUGGUGCUUCUGCAGCCGAGCGACCCCCUCGAGAUGGUGGCCAGGUGA
Messenger RNA from Prorocentrum cordatum, 1350 nucleotides. The record is from the annotation of a GenBank genome assembly. Lineage: Eukaryota; Dinophyceae; Prorocentrales; Prorocentraceae.